This is a messenger RNA of Knipowitschia caucasica, 1170 nucleotides long. The record is from the annotation of a GenBank genome assembly. Lineage: Eukaryota; Metazoa; Chordata; Actinopteri; Gobiiformes; Gobiidae.
AUGACGCCGUGGGACCAGCGCGUCUGGGCGCUGUUCCGGAGCCAGUGGAGACAGACCGUCAUCUACUGGAGCGUGUUUUUCAGCUUCGGUCUGUGCAUUGCGUUCCUGGGGCCCACCAUCCUCGACCUCCGCUGCCAGACUCACUCCACUCUGCAGCAGAUCACAUGGGUGUUCUUCUCCCAGCAGCUGUUCAUCCUCCUGGGCAGCGGGCUGGGGGGCCUCAUCAAGACCACGCUGUGGUCGUCGCUGCUCGCUCUCUUCGGGUGCACUCUCAUUAUCUCUGCAGUAUUCGCCCUGAUCCCGCUCUGCUACAAUGUGGCGUGGCUCGCCGUGGCGUUGGCCAUCGCUGGGAAGGCCAUGGGCGUGAUCGACACCGUGGCCAACCGACAGCUGGUCGCUCUGUACCAGAAAGACUCCCCGGUCUUCCUCCAGGCGCUGCACUUCUUCAUCGGGCUGGGGGCGCUGGUGAGUCCGCUGGUCGCUGAUCCGUUCCUUGCAGACGACGCCUGUAUCCUGACGGCCAACGCCACAGCUGCCAACUCCAGUUUCCAUCUGGACGACAUUCGCGGUGAACUGCUGGGACCCGGGGCCGCGCUCACAAACACAUCUGAGUAUCCUCUGCACACACAGGGCGUGGCGCUCACACAGGUGUCCUACGCCUUCUGGAUCAUGGCCCUGAUCAACUCGGGUGUAGAGUCAGGUGUAGAGUCAGGUGUAGAGUCGGGUGUAGAGUCGGGUGUAGAGUCGGGUGUAGAGUCGGGUGUAGAGUCUGGUGUAGAGUCAGGUGUAGAGUCAGGUGUAGAGUCGGGUGUAGAGUCAGGUGUAGAGUCGGGUGUAGAGUCGGGUGUAGAGUCGGGUGUAGAGUCGGGUGUAGAGUCGGGUGUAGAGUCGGGUGUAGAGUCAGGUGUAGAGUCAGGUGUAGAGUCAGGUGUAGAGUUGGGUGCAGAGUCGGGUGUAGAGUCGGGUGCAGAGUCGGGUGUAGAGUCGGGUGUAGACUCAGGUGUAGACUCAGGUGUAGAGUCGGGUGUAGAGUCAGGUGUAGAGUCGGGUGUAGAGUCGGGUGUAGAGUCGGGUGUAGAGUCGGAUGUAGUCGGGUGUAGGGUCGGGUGUAGAGUCAGUUAUAGAGUCAGGUGUAGAGUCGGGUGUAGAGUCGGAUGUAGUCGGGUGUAG